Molecule: messenger RNA, 3001 nt
Organism: Gallus gallus (chicken)
Lineage: Eukaryota; Metazoa; Chordata; Aves; Galliformes; Phasianidae
Gene: MIIP
Product: migration and invasion inhibitory protein
Exons: 10
Coding region: 125-1384 (419 amino acids)
Biological process (GO): negative regulation of G2/M transition of mitotic cell cycle; negative regulation of cell migration
Source: RefSeq, a predicted model, not a curated record
AUGCCCGGAGGCCGCUGCGCUGCAGGAACGGCGGAGGGGUCGGGGCUGCCCGGGGGAAGCCCGCAGCGGCCGGAGCGAGGGCGGGGAUCCCCGGCUGUGCGGCGCAGGAGAACACGUCCAUAGGAUGGAGUCAGAGCACCUCAGGCUGCGUCAGGCCAACCAGGACCUUCUGCAGAGGCUCAGAAUGAAGCAGGAAGAGAUAAGAAAAAGUCUUCCCAGCAAGCCACUUCUUCCAGCAUCUCUUCAUAACAGAGCAACUACUGAAGCAUCUGUCCCCUUGCCCAAGAGAGGGAAGGAAAAUCAAGUUGGUCGUUUGUCGACACAGCACAGUCCUGCAACGUCGGUGUCUGUGGAACCCAGAGCUUGCACAGCCAGAGCAGCCCUCUGUUCAUCACUCAAACACAGCAGCAGUGACAGAGGGGUGCAGCAACAAACGAAGGUGCAGGAAUCAGUUUUGCAAUCCAGCUUUCCUGAUAAAGAGAAAAAUCUUAUACCUGUGUCUGCAAUCAUUACAUGUGAUAGAGAAACUCGCAGAGUGGACAGGGAUAGCCAUGCUCAAGGAAGUGCAGAGGAAGACUCCUUCCUUCUAGGACAUGGAAAGAACAGAAGACAGACCACUCUUCCACAUGGUCCCAGUGAGAAGAAUGAGCCUAAGGGUCAUUUGAACCCAUCAGUGAAUAAAGUACAAAGUGAAGAGACCUCCAAGGAAGCCACAACACCUAAAUCGAUCCUACUGACAUCUCAGUCUAAAGAAUUGAAGAAGGAAGCUGGCCAUGUGACUUUUCAAGCUGAACCAGAAGAAUAUACUGUGCCUGUGAGUAGCUGGUCCAUGCGUCCAUUCCUGGGCUACGACUGGAUUGCAGGGCUCUUAGAUACAAACUGUUCAGUAGCAGAAAAAUCUGAUCAAUAUUUUGCUGAGCUGCAUGAGUUUCGACAGGCCAACAAAGAAGCAUGUAUCUCUGAGCAGCACCUGGAGACUGAGCCUCUGGAAUACAUAAUUCCUGAACAGGAUUCGAUAGCCAGUUCCCAUAAAUGUGUUUACUGUUACCGAUUGAACCAGCGCCUCUUUCCUGUCCCUAUGGAUUCUGAUUCUGCCUGUCCUGUAUGUAAGGUCCCACGUACCCACCAGCCCCCAGAGACACUGGAAGAGCCAGCCUAUGUCAGGGUCAGCAUUCCCAGGUCUACUCUUAUGCCUGCCUACAAAUACAAAGCUCACUGCAGGAAAAGCUUUGAACCAGCAGACAGUCUAGCGUUACCUUCGCAUUGCCUGGUUGGCUGGGAAAAUACCAUUCCUUCCAGUGACCCCACAGUCAGCAGCUUGGAUCUGCGAGCUUCACUGAAGGAGAAACCUCCUCACCCUUCUCACCUGUAUGAUAAUCACUGAUGGCCAAGCAGAAGAAAAAGCCUGGAAGAUUUUUCUCAUCUCUCCAAAGAAAGGUUAUUCCCCGUGUGCUGCAAACUAGAAGAAAAAGAAAGCAAAUGGAACUGGAUAACAGCAGGAUGUAGACAAAAGCCUGUUCAGCUCCCCAAGUCUUCAACAAAACAGGGACCAUCGCUUAUUUGACAUUAUUUGAUUAAUAAUGUCUUCGUUUCCAGAACUUGGUGUCCAGAGUGUCAGGAGGAACCAGAACUGACCAGCUUCUAAACAUGACCUACUCAGUGCUCUUCAGAUUAAGCAGUGCUUCUCAACAGAGAGGGAGCAAAUCAAACACGGACACUGCAGAGCAGCUUCACUUUUAAAUACUACUGCCUCAGCUGUGGACCACUGACUUGUUGGCCCUGGGGAAGGGGUGAGGGCAGGGAGUGGAAACAAGUUAAUUUGGUUAAAAAUAAAUCCUCAAAGAAGGAGAUUUUUUUCUUACUUCAGUGUACAAACUCAUGGCUUUUCACUUUGCACAUUUUGCAGCUACUUCUAAGCAGAUGCAUGAGCUUCCCUACCUAAGGCUUUAUAAAGAGAUGUGGACUGGACAACUAGGAGAACUGUGGCAAUAGAGGUGCAUAGAGUCCAUCUGCCAUUUCAGUUAAGCAAAUCAGAAAUGUGUUAUCUGAGAAUGCCAGAGCAAGGAAUUAGCUUAUGAAUGACCUUGUUCAGUGGGAAGCAUACAAAUAUGCUUAUUUUCAAACAUGAAGCAUAACAAACACAAAUCACUAAUGCCUUAAACUUGGGGUACUCAACAACGUAGUUAAAAAAUCCAGUUUAUCUUCAGUGUCUGUAGCUACAGGGUACAUUGCAGAGUAAUUAUAAACCUGGAAAUGCACAUUUUAUUACUCAAAGACCUAGAAAAUGCCUUAGGGUAUUUGCAAGUUACUCUUAGCUCUACUUUUCCAAGCUUUUUGGAGGUUAGCAAAAAGGACAGUUUAAGAACAAAAGCAGUGUGUUCUGUAUGGUGUGAUUUGUUUGAACUUUGUGGUAUGAUCUUUCCUUGUCUAAAAAUGAUAAGACGGACGUUGUGUUUUGUCUCCAGUAAUUCUGAAAGAUAAAUUCCUUUCUCAAGAAUUCUGGAAGUUAUUGUGAAAUCUUGACUAGUGAUUGCAUUCGUUAGCUUUAAAUCAAGUUUAUUGGUGGGAGCUAACUGCACAGAAAGCUUUGGGUUUGCUCCAGUAUUUUCAGCUUCUUGCUAUUUGGUGUUAAUUAAUUAAUGCACCCAAUACUUUAUAAAACAAAUGUAUGAUCAGACUUCUUUAAGCAAGGGAGCAGUGUUGCAAGUGCAUGAAGUCUCGCUGUGUGACAGGAAUGGAAAGCGAAUGGCAGGACUGACUAGUUUUGCUUUGGGUUGGAUAUUUAGGGUAAAGUGAAGGGAAUUGGUCACAUUCUUUCCUUUAAAGCACAAUCCCAAGCCACCUAUCCCUUCGUAAUGUUUUUUACUGUGUUCAUACAUGCUCUUUCAGAUGGAGCUUCCCAGAAGUCCUCAGUCUCAAAGUAUAUCUAUUAAGAUAGAUAUAAUCAUCUGAGCUGUCCCAUGUGCCCUUAUUGCUAAUAAAGUUGAAAAUUUCACUUUCA